AUGGGCAACUACAGUGGUAUUAUGGGGAACCACAAGGGUAUUAUGGGGAACCACAUGGGUAUUAUGGGGAACUGCAGGGGUAUUGUGGGGAACUGCAGGGGUAUUAUGGGGAACCACAUGGGUAUUAUUGGGAGCCACAAGGGUAUUACGGGGAACCACAAGGGAAUUUUGGGGAACUGCAGGGGUAUUGUGGGGAACUGCAGGGGUAUUAUGGGGAACCACAUGGGUAUUAUGAGGAACCACAAGGGAAUUUUGGGGAACUGCAGGGGUAUUGUGGGGAACUGCAGGGGUAUUAUGGGGAACCACAUGGGUAUUAUGAGGAACCACAAGGGAAUUUUGGGGAACUGCAGGGGUAUUGUGGGGAACUGCAGGGGUAUUAUGGGGAACUGCCUGGAUAUUAUAGGGAGCUGCAUGGGUAUUGGGGGAAACUGCAAGAGUAUCUGGGGGAACUGUUGGGAGUUGCAGGGGUAUUAUAGGGUGCUGCAUGGGUAA
This is a messenger RNA of Haliotis rubra (blacklip abalone), 492 nucleotides long. RefSeq lists its product as uncharacterized. NCBI's taxonomy places the organism in Eukaryota, Metazoa, Mollusca, Gastropoda, Lepetellida, Haliotidae. The record is from RefSeq and is a predicted model, not a curated record. Bases 1 to 492 code for a protein of 163 amino acids. The transcript has a single exon.